CAGACAGACUAACGAACGGAGGGACGACCAACCAAGUAACUGAACGUACUAUGAGCCGUGAGGAGAUUCAUUGAAAUGGCCUUGACGAUGAUCCGAUGGAUGAUUGUCAGACUCAUUGAAAGGUAUCUUGUGGUAGUUCAGUUCACUUUGUGUCCACGACGAUUGUCCAAGACAAUAGUGCCCCCUGGUUGGACUUGUCAUUGAUCAAGUCACGUUUUAGAACUCCACUUGAUACUUGAUAAGUAGAUUAUGCUAGCAGCAUGGAUCAGCCCUUGUGGCCGGCGAAAAAAUCCUCCCAAGCGUCCAACCAAACCGAGCACUUUGAAUCGAGCCAUGGACGGUCUAGAGUUCCGAAAACGUGGUCGGGAGAUGGUGGACUAUAUUGUGGAUUAUCUGGAUAACAUUGACGCGAGGCGAGUGACGCCUAGCAUCGAACCCGGCUAUCUCCAAGAACUCGUCCCGGAGAAUCCGCCCGAGAAGCCGGAGAGCUUUGAUGCCAUCAUGGAUGACGUUGAGAAGAAGAUUAUGAUUGGGAUGACUCAUUGGCAACACCCGAGGUUUCAUGCCUAUUUCCCCGCGGGCAAUUCUUUCCCUUCCAUCUUGGGUUCGAUGCUCGGCGACGCCAUCGGAUGCGUCGGGUUUUCUUGGGCUGCAGCUCCUGCUUGCACGGAGCUAGAAACCAUCAUGUUGGAUUGGAUGGGAAAAAUGAUCGGGCUUCCGGACGAUUUCUUGAGCAACAAAAAGGGUAGCAUCGGCGGGGGUGUCAUUCAGUCUUGUGCAAGUGAAUGCAUCCUGGAUUGUUUGUUGGCCGCCCGCGCUCAGAUGAUCCAAAGGCUGAAAGUCAAAUAUGGAGAUGAAGUGGAGGAGACCUCAUUGCUGUCCAAGUUAAUGGCGUAUUGCUCGAAAGAGGCCCAUUCCUGCGUGGAAAAGGCUGCCAUGAUUGGCUUCGUCAAGUUGAGGAUUCUUGAGCCGGAUGAGAGCUGCAGCCUUCGAGGCGAGACCUUGCGUCAGGCCAUGGAAGAGGAUAUGGAGAAUGGCCUUUAUCCCUUCUUUGUGUCCACCACUUUGGGAACCACGGGAUGUUGUGCAUUUGAUAACUUGAAAGAGAUCGGUCCCAUUUGUGACGAGUAUGGGGCGUGGCUUCACGUGGACGCCUCCUAUGGGGGGAAUUGCUUCAUUUGCCCAGAAUAUCAAUAUCUCAUGAAAGGCGUUGAAUACGCGUCCUCGUUCAAUAUGAACCCGAACAAAUGGAUGUUGGUGAACUUUGAUUGCUCCUUGAUGUGGGUUCGGGACCGGUUCAAAUUGACCCAGGCGUUGGUUGUUGAUCCGUUAUACCUUCAGCAUAGUUACUCUGAAUCUGCCAUCGAUUACAGGCAUUGGGGCAUUCCCCUCAGACGUCGAUUCCGAUCUCUAAAACUUUGGUUCGUUAUCCGGACCUAUGGCGUGAGUGGACUGCAAGAAUAUAUCCGGGAGCAUUGUCGACUGGCCAAACUUUUCGAGCAAUAUGUCAAAUCUGACCGACGCUUCGAGGUCUGCAAUAAUGUUCGAGUUGGUUUGGUAUGUUUUCGAUUGUGUCAUAGUGACGAGGUGAACCAGAAGUUGCUCUCUGCUAUCAAUGCCUCUGGCAAAUUGCAUAUGGUUCCAGCCUCUGUGAAUGACAAAUAUGUCAUUCGAUUCUGCGUAUGCGCUCCCAAUGCCACGGAUGAAGAUAUUGAAUAUGCUUGGCGAACAAUUGCUAAAAUGGCUACGGAUGUACUCGAAAAGAUGGAAAUUAUGGGUGACGACAUGGUGAGAAUCAAGACUGAGGAAGGCGAGGAAGGGGACAAUUUCGAGCGAGAGAAUUCGGCACAAAAGGUCGAGGACAAACCCAAGCAUAACAUCAAAUACAAGCGAUCCUUCUUUGUGCGAAUGGUCUCCGACCCAAAGAUCUACAACCCCAAGAUCGUCAAGAUCAAGGACAUGGAGGCGGAUGGGAUCGACGAGGAGAACAAUCAACCUGGACGAAAGAAAAAAACAGGCAAACGGACUUGGGUCUCCUGGCCUUUGGCUUUCAUCCUCAGAUCAGGUUCCAACACAAGAAGAUCUCAAGACGUGGCCACCAUGGCCGAGAAAGAGGUCUCCAUGAGAUUCCGAAACUGGAACACUCGUUUGACCAUCUCACCUCAUGGUCCAUCGUCUGCUUCAUCCGAAGGGAGUUCGCCAACCAAAGCAAAAAGGGCGGAAGAUGUUGAUGAUGACUUGUUGGCCACUGGAGAGGCCAUGGAUCGCCUUACCGUGAACAAUAACAUCCAGGCUCAUCCCACGACUGCAUGCAAAGCGGAAAGUAUUGAGAAGCCAGAAUGAGCACCUCACAUAACCUAACAGUAUUAAGAAGAGUCGUUCAAUUUCCCCGCUUUCAAUGCCGCAUUUUACGUAUUUAUUCAAGGCUUAUUAUCAUUAUAAUGAUUGUCGUGUUUGUUUUGUGUUCAUAUGUUACGAAUAGAGAUAAAGAACAGUUCACUGGA
Messenger RNA from Tigriopus californicus, 2504 nucleotides. It is a transcript of the gene Tdc2, whose product is annotated as aromatic-L-amino-acid decarboxylase-like. The record is from RefSeq and is a predicted model, not a curated record. Bases 250 to 2343 code for a protein of 697 amino acids. NCBI's taxonomy places the organism in Eukaryota, Metazoa, Arthropoda, Copepoda, Harpacticoida, Harpacticidae. The transcript is spliced from 15 exons. Gene Ontology annotation, molecular function: pyridoxal phosphate binding; carboxy-lyase activity. Gene Ontology annotation, biological process: amino acid metabolic process.